Molecule: messenger RNA, 6626 nt
Organism: Anarrhichthys ocellatus (wolf-eel)
Lineage: Eukaryota; Metazoa; Chordata; Actinopteri; Perciformes; Anarhichadidae
Gene: myripb
Product: myosin VIIA and Rab interacting protein b
Exons: 18
Coding region: 306-3446 (1046 amino acids)
Biological process (GO): intracellular protein transport
Cellular component (GO): cortical actin cytoskeleton
Molecular function (GO): actin binding; small GTPase binding; myosin binding
Source: RefSeq, a predicted model, not a curated record
CGGUGCCUGCAUCUGCUGCUUCAGGGGGGUAAUAAGCCGAGUAGCAGAGGGGCAGGCAAGCUAAACAUUAUCUGGGAGACAGACAGGUGUCGCGGAAGUUUACACGCGCAGAGGCGCAUCCCUCCACGUCUUUUUGUUGUUGUUGUCAUUAUCUGGGAUAACGUGAAAGAGACUGUAACUGGCGGUCAUCCGGCACCCACUGAUCCCGUGGUUGUCUCAGCCUCGGCCCCCAGAGCAGCAUCGCCUGUGCCUCUCCUCGUCCUCCCGUCUUGGACCAGCAGCUCAGCGUGGCGAGGCCAGGAAGGAUGGGCAGGAAGCUGGACCUGUCGGGCCUGACUGACGAUGAGGCGGAGCACGUCUUGAAAGUUGUCCAGCGGGACAUGAAGCUGCGAAAGAAUGAGGAGGAGAGGCUGAGUGAUAUGAAGCAGGAGCUGGCGGAGGAAGGCAGCAGAUGCUCCAUCCUCUCCAAGCAGCACCGCUUCAACGAGCACUGCUGCAUCCGCUGCUGUGCGCCCUUCACCUUCCUGCUCAACCCCAAGCGGCUGUGCUUGGACUGCCAGUACAACGUCUGCAAGACCUGCUGCACCUACAGCAAGAGGGAGAAAGUCUGGCUCUGCACCGCAUGCCAGAAGGGCAGGAUUUUAAGGACACAGUCGCUUGAAUGGUACUAUAACAACGUGAAGGGUCGCUUCAAGAGGUUCGGCAGCGCCAAGGUUUUGAAGACUCUGUAUAGAAAGCACAUUAUAGAGAGAGGAGCGCUCUCUGAUCUCCCAGAAAGCAGCGUUCACGAGGGAAGCAACGACAACGAUGGCAGCAUCUGUGGCAGCGACUCCGCCUUCUACAAACAGAGUGAAGGACACAGUAUGGCAGAGACGCUCACAGUCGCCCUGCGUGUUGCUGAGGAGGCUAUAGAGGAGGCCAUCGCUAAGGCAGAGGAGUUCAGUGACAGCUUGGAGAAGCAGAAUGAGGCUCGGUAUCUGCAGGACCACAAAGAGGAGCUCAUAGAGGAACUUGCCACAACAAUUGUACAAAAGAUCAUCCAGAGGAGGAAGCGUUCAGAAAUGCAGACAGAGUAUGACUUUGUCUGGGCUCAGUCUUUGAUCCAGCCCAGUGAACUCCCCUCUCCGUCUCAGCCCCAAGCUGCUUCCAUAGGACCACAGGACCCCCUCAAAACCUCCUACUCUCUCUGGCGGUCACGGUCAGCGUUCUCCCUCACCAGUGACGACUCCCCGGAGAAGGGUCCAGAGGAGGAGGAGGGGGCCGGGGCAGGCGGUGGCUUGCAGGAGUACGCGUCUCUGAAGAGGGAGGGCAAGGCCACGUCCCUACCUACCUGGAAGAGUGUCGACCGCCUGGACAACUCCAGUGCAUCCUCAAUGCUCCAGAGCCCAGACGGUAACUGGAUCGCUCUGCACAGCUCUCAGCUGUCUCGGCCCAGCCUGCUAACCAAGAGGAAGAGCCUGGUGUUCAGUGUGUUGGAAAAGGAGUCCGGGGUCGUGUCGGCUUACGACGAGAUGGGAUCCGAUUCCGAGGAGAACGACGAAGGCGGCUGGGGUGCAGCGCUGCGACAGUUCCGGUGCAAGCUGUCCGAUGAGACUUACUACACGGACUCGCAGCACGACCCGGAGUGGACGUACACCCAGCACCUUCCCAUCACCUCGCCGUCCUCUGGCCAGUACACCAACACAGAGACUCUCAACUCAGACUCUGAGGCCUCAUCCGUGCUGUCGGCAUGUCCUCGCAAACCGCCUCACAACCUGCUGAGGAGGAAAGGGCCGCCGGACACACACCUGCACCCUCAUCACCAGCCGCUCUACCACCAACACCUUCACCAGAACUUCUCUGCCUACCCACUCCACUCAGAGGCACUGGACGUCAACUUUAACCCCAAGGUGAUGGGAGACAGCAGCGAGGCUGAGGAGAGGCAGAGCGAUCCGGUCAGAAGAUCACGGCGACGCAGGAAAAGCAAGAGAGAGUCGUCUACAGAGCAGAGCAAACCCGGAGGCCAGAGCUACACACAGUCAAUCUACCCAUUAGCGCAGGAGAACAGUGGUUGUCUACUCAAUGCCCUUCUCAAGAGGGGUUUAAGUCAGGAAGAGUCCGUACCUGACACUAUGCCAGUGGCCACAGCUGCAACAGACGCCUUCGAAUUAGAUGCCAUGACACCCGAGCCAGAGGACUUGGACACAGUGGCCCCAAAUUCACUGGCCCCCAGCCCUUCAAAGCCCCAGUCUCUGGCUCCGGGGUCCCAGCACUCGCCCAGCAGCUCAGGGCCAGGAGACCCUCUGGAAGAGGAGCUACGAUCCAGACUCAGCCAGCUCGUCAGCCGCGCCAAAAGCAAAGACAGCAGCUCAUCUGAGGAGGAGUGCACAAAGCGGCCCGCGGACAAACAGACGGAUAAAGAGAGCGACGGACAGAGAGAGAAGACAAGGCCAAAAGACACUGAAAGAGAAAGGCAGAAGGGAAGCGACAGAUUAAGAGACAGGACCAGCGGUAAGGAAAUAGAGAAAGCAAUUGAAACAGUGGAACAAGUGAACGGACAAGAGGUGAAAAGAAGUGAGAGACUAAUAAAGAGUCCUUCAGUGAGAGAGGAAGGAAGAGUUAGGGAGAGGAGGUUAGAGAUGGGAGUGGAGUGUUUGGAAGAGAGUGCAGAUGACCAGGAGCAAAAGAGAGGAGAUAAGAGAGAGCCGCACAGGCAAAGUAAGAGACAACAUAAAAGAGAUGUGAAGAAAGAGACGGGACAGAAAGGGGGAGCAAGAUGGAGUGGAUCCAGCACAAGUUCCCCUGCUGUUACACCUUCUUCCCAGGAGGGGGUGCUCUCAGACAACCAGGAGGGACAGAAUGAUUUGGAGCAACAGCAGAGGCUUCAGUUGCUCUCCUCUCUCUUACAGCAGCAGAAGUACUCGGCGGCCUCUCUCUGCAGCAUCACCACCGAGGUGCUGAAGGUGUUGAACGCUACAGAGGAGCUGAUCGGUGAGGCAGGAGGCGAGAGCUACACCCCAUCUGAGUCCAUGAGUGCUUCUCCCAUCUCCAACAGUUCCGAGACCCGCAAGCUGGACCAGAGGCUGACCAAGAUGGAGGAGAAUGUGUACCUGGCUGCUGGUGCCGUGUACGGGCUUGAGGGGGCGCUGGGGGACCUGGAGCAUUGUGCCCGCGAUAUUAAGAGUGGCACCACAGACACAGAGCUGGCCUUCCUGGAGGACCAGGUGGCCACCGCAGCUGCUCAGGUUCAGCAGUCUGAACUACAGAUUUCAAACAUCGAGGCUAGGAUAUCAGCUCUGAAGACAGCUGGGUUGAAUGUGACUGUCUGCAAUCAUUUCUCCAAGUUCAAGCCAAAGGCUAAGCCUCAAACCCUGGACUCAUCACGCCAUCAAAGGAGGAAGCUUCCAGCCCCUCCACUGAAAGAAAAGUUGGAGCCCGAGCAGCAGGUUAAAGUGUUUCGGCCAUAGUUACAGUCAGCAGCACAACGAGUCCCUCAGGGGCCGCUUUCAGAGCCCCAGGGACGGGGGCCCAUCUCAUCCAGUGCCUUGACCCAGUGUCCGCCCCCAGCUCCAGGCCAAGCAGGGGCCAACACCUGCCCUGUAUGACCUACCAAGCACUCAGCCCUCAGCCCAGGCACGGUACCCCAUCAGUCAAAUGCCUCACAGAAGGGAUGACUGUCUCUUUCCUCUUCAUUCUCCAUUUUCUCCUCCUCCCCACGCACAUAAUAUCAAGCAAGGAUGACUCAACAGUCUGUGCCUCUGCCUUAAACAUCUGCAAACACUGCUCAUGACCCAACUGAAAAAGAAUAUCUGUACAGACAAAAAUAACUCUAAUUUCCUUUUUUCUAUCUGUUUGCAAGAGUAUUGUGAUUUACUGUUUAAUGAAGACGUGGAAAAAUCAUGUGAAACUUUCUGUGAUUCAGUGUCCCAAAAAGAGGCUGAGCCGUGUUUUAUACUGCAUCUUCAAUGAAAUGUCACGAGGAAUCUCAUCAUACUGUCAGCCCCUUCAGAAAUCUUUUGGGUGAUUCUGCAUUUUCACACACACACACACACACACACACACACACACACACACACAGCCAGCAGAUGGUAAUCGUCAUUUGGGGAACUAUGUUGCACCUUUUGCCAUUUUAAUCAUUUUAAGGAUUAAUUUACAUAUCAGAGAAUGAGUGUUUAGAUACACAAAGUAUUGGGGCCAAAAUAUUUUUAGCUAGAUGGCAAUAAUGGAACACAAAGCACACUUGAGAACUUUGUCAACAGCCUCAGAGAAAUAGGCAGAGGAAUAAUUUUGGCUUAGUUUUUUUGCCAAGAGUUACAGGAGAAGAACGAUACCACAGUGAUGUCUUCACAGUGAAUAUGUAGCCUGUUAGCUUAGCUUAGCAUAACGGCUGGAAACGAUAGGAAAACAGCUAGCUUGACUUUGUUCAAAUAGGUAGAAAUAUUAGCCAAGCAGCACUUCUAAAGCUCACUGAUUAACCUAUACAUUGUUUUUGUUUAAACUGUACAAAAAGGCCGAUAUUGUUACCUUCAGAGAGAGCCAGGCUAGCUGUUUCCUCUUAUUUCAGUCUUUAAGUCUUUCAGCUAAGCUAGUCAGCAGUAUUUUUAGGGUAGCCCACAGACACAAGAGGGGCAUCAAUUUUAUCAUCUAACUCUCAGCAGAAAAAAGUCCAACUAUUCCUUUAAUAAUAAUUAUAAAGAUGAACUGGAGAGGUGCUCUCCCUUUCAUUAGAAAAGUCAAACAACUGAUCAGUAGACACACACACACACACACACACUACACUACAGUCUUAAUGUGGAAGCUUUCACAUUGAAAUGAGUCAAAAUAAGUUUUGAACAACAGACAAACUCUGCGAGACACAAGUCUUUGUUUGACAUUCAGGUUUGGUCUGACAGCCUUCCCUCGUGCAGUAUUAUUCAACCCAAAGUCAUUUUCUUUGUUUACUUUCAAAAAUCGUGGCCUUUUAUUUGAACAAAAAGGUGUUCUCAUGUUUCCCCUUUGCCGGGGUCAUGUCCGAACUUUUCAAUCUUAUAAUCUUGUAAAGAUUUUUACAUAAUGAAGUCUGACGGACUAUAUAAAAAAAUGCCAUGAAACCAUGAUUUUGUUACAAGCAAUUUAUUUUUGUACUUACUGAACAUUUUUAUGCAAUACCACUGAAACAAGUACUAUUGCAAAUUAAAGGCUUUAUUCUCUCCUCAAAGGAGCCCUCCUCAGUCAGUCCUAUGAGACUCUCUCAUGUGUGAUGUCUCAAAGUGCUUUCAGUGUAUGCCUGCGUUUCCCAUUUGAUAUUCCGCCAGUAAUGACGAUGGUAAAUGUUACAAAAACAUGAGUGACAACAGGCAUUUUUGGAGCGGCUUGUACGAUUCAUACUGUAUUUGUACUCCUUAAACACUAGAUUUGAGAAUACUGCCUUUCAUUUUUGGGUUAUUUUUCUUUACUCUGUGACCACUUACAUUAGUCAGAAUCUCAGUUAGCCAUGCAUGGUUGUCAACGUUUUUGCUGUGGCAGAGCAAAGUUGGAUUUCCUGAUAGACUGCUUGAACUAAAAGGUGUGAUCUUCUGUAUGAAUGCUCUUGCCCCUUCUAUUGGUGACCUAUUCAUCCCGGUCUUUCACAUCUCGGGUUUUGCACAUUGAUCCUGUACUUUUGUCAAUCUUGUUCUGCCGGAGGUGUUGAUGUAUAGAAGCAUGUUUCUGGUUUUAUCAAAAUUGAUGUAAAAUGUCCCACGAGAAGCACAGCCACAAGGGUCCAAUCAUCAGUGUCCAAUAUUUUUCUAAUGUAAAAAAAUAUAUAUAUUAUCUCAUCACAGAAUUUAUUAAUAUAUGUAUAUGUGUGAAAAGAUGGAUAUGAUAUAGAAUAAUAUGUGUAUUGCCCAAUCAUAGUUGACCAAUCUUUCAGUGUUGUGUGCAAGAGACUGUGUAUAAUUGUCAUAACUUGUAAGGCUGGAUUCGGACAGGAAGUCUAAUUGAAUAUGUAACUGUGUCCCAGAUAUUCACACAGAGCUAAAAACAGAUCUUGCUUUUGUUCCUGUUUAAAUCCAGUGUGAAUGACUACGAUGAGGUUCACUGUGCACAUCUCCACAGGCGGGCCAUUCAUUUCAAUGGGCAAUCGUUUGUUGCAAUCCAUAUGUUGGGGAAAAUACUAACAAGCAAAAAAUACAGUUUCUCUAUGUGCCACAGUACUCCGAGACAAAAUAUGUAUUAUGAAAUGAAUAAAAUUUGCAAACGUAAAGCUUUCCCUUUUGAAAGAAACUGUUUGUCGUGCGCCUGCAUAUACAAAGUGACGAACAGACAUAAUCACAACAUCCUGGUUUAUUAAUCAAUAUAGAAUGAAUUUUAUGUACAGAUAUCAAGGAACCUAUCAACCAAGGCCUCAUAACAGACACCAGAGAGAAAUACAGGUAAGAGCUAGAGCAGACGAGUUUAUAACCUCAAUCAAGAUUUUAAAAAAUGAAGACACUCUGGAGUUUGUAGAUGAAAGGACUCUUUGUCACGGUAACCAAUCCCUGUCCUCCCCGUCCAGCACUUCCCCGAGGUUCUCCUGGUUCCUGAGGCUGUUGAUCACCAGCCCUAACGUCCUGAGGACAGGCUGCAUCCCUCUGCUGCCCAGAGCCUCCACGCUGCUGUGCCUCUUGCCGAAACGCCCGAUGGGU